This is a messenger RNA of Eucalyptus grandis, 959 nucleotides long. Its product is annotated as ethylene-response factor C3. The coding region runs from base 23 to 817 and encodes 264 amino acids. Gene Ontology annotation, biological process: ethylene-activated signaling pathway; regulation of DNA-templated transcription. NCBI's taxonomy places the organism in Eukaryota, Viridiplantae, Streptophyta, Magnoliopsida, Myrtales, Myrtaceae. Gene Ontology annotation, molecular function: DNA-binding transcription factor activity; DNA binding. The record is from RefSeq and is a predicted model, not a curated record. The transcript has a single exon.
GAUACAAUUCCCGCCUUGAAAAAUGGAGAAAAACCUAAACAGCACAGCAUCCGAGCCAAUCCUAGAAAACGUCUGGGCAAGCUUCAUCGGUGCAAGUCCAUCGGAGCCAUCCAAAACGUGGGAACAAUUGCCCGGUCUCGACGAGAGAACUGGGUCGGUGGGGAUGUUGCAAAGACUGCCUAGUUUAGGCAGGUGGGUGUCAAUGGGGUCCGAAGCCUGGGAAGAGAUCCUAGGUGAGAUCAUCCCUGGAAUGGCUCAAUCAGAUGUUAAAGACAGGACAAGCGGCUCAUGCUCCGAAGCUGAAGUGACCUCCCCAGCGGCCAAGGCGGUGAUUGCACGACACUACCGGGGAGUGAGGAGGCGGCCGUGGGGGAAGUAUGCGGCUGAGAUACGGGACUCAUCGAGAAAGGGGGCUCGUGUUUGGCUCGGGACGUUCGACACGGCGGAGGAAGCUGCUCUGGCUUACGACAAGGCAGCACUAAGAAUUAGAGGGCCUAAAGCAUAUCUAAACUUCCCAAUCGAGCAAGUUGUUCAGGCUAUACACAAGGAUAGCCGGUACAGAAUUCCAGGUGGUUCGGCCACAAUUUCUCGAGGAAGGGGCUGCAAUCACCCGUUGCCAAGUCUUGAAGAGCAAAUCGUCAACCCAGGAAAGAGAACGAGGGAGUGGGAGAGAUUUGAUGGGGGGAUGAUGAAUGAGGGACGUCCAUUGAAGAGGGUGGAGCGCACGGAAGAGAGUCGCUGGAUUGAUGAAUUUGACGUUGUGGAAUUUGAAGAUUUGGGUAAUGAUUUGUUGGAUAGCUUACUGUCUUGUUUAUAAACUGGUGGCCAUGAAAAAAAAAAAGAAAACAAAACAAAAAAAACCUAUUAGGAUGAAAGUACACGAGCAGAUGGUGAAUUUAGUCACCACUGAGACAGAUUCUUUUGAAGUAGCACCAUAUUGUAGUUGGAUUCUUGCAUGA